UGCGUACUCAGAUGGGGGUUCCUCACUUGAGAAAUUGAUAUCUUACCGAUCUUCUAGUCUAGGACAAGCUGCCAACAUCCGGGCACAGGACUACCUAUUUCUAGUCGUCCUACGCCAUGGCGCCUGCCACUCGCCGCCGUGAGCGGAAACUACCCGUUCAGCAGCUUUCUAUUCUGGCAAUAUGUCGUUUCGCCGAACCGCUCGCCUCGACGUCGCUGUACCCAUAUCUCCCAGAAAUGGUACAGAGCUUCAACAUCCCCCAGAAUGAGGUGGGCAAAUGGGCUGGAAUCUGCGCCGCGUGUUUCUCGCUCUUCCAGGCCUUGUUUGGCAUCCCAUGGGGCCGCUUCUCCGAUCGAUAUGGCCGCAAGCCUGCCAUCCUCCUCGGCCUCACUUCCACCAUGCUGACCAGUCUUCUCUGGGGAUUCUCGAAGAAUCUGCCCAUGGCGAUUGUAGCAAGAGCAUUGGCGGGCGCGGGUAAUGGUAAUGUGGGCAUUAUCAGGACGACGGUGGCGGAGAUGGUACCCUUCAAAGAGCUGCAGCCCAGGGCGUUCAGUCUGAUGCCGUUGGUGUGGAACAUUGGUAGUAUAUUCGGUCCUACGAUAGGCGGCUCGCUGGCCAAUCCACUCAAUGUGAGGCCGGGUGAACACACGGAUAGCAAGAAUCUCUUCGCGCAGUUUCCCUACCUUCUACCAAAUCUGGUGAGCGCAGCAUUCUUCGCCGUGGGCAUUACGACGGGAAUCUUGUUCCUGGAAGAGACACUCGAGAGCGUACAGGGCAGGCGAGACCAUGGCUUGCUCUUGGGCAAGACCAUCUCGAGCAGCGUCAGGCGCUCUGUGGCCAAGCUACAAGAAUUUCUGCGCCUUCGCUCCCCCAGGUCUGAUAGGGGACUACACGCAGCUGACGAAACCGACCCUCUGCUGAAACGUCCCGCAUCCGCCGACGACUCAGAAGCAGCGAGCGUGGCAUAUGAAGCCAAGCCGCGAGUGGCAGCACCGACAUGGAGAGAAGUCAUGAACCGUCAAGCUUUCAUUAAUUUGAUAGUCUACACCUUGCUAGCAAUGCAUGCCAUGGCAUUCGACCAACUCAUUCCGGUCUUCAUGCAGCACGACCCCAUUGGCUCACCUGAUAGCACGCCCUAUGAGUUUCCUCUCAAAUUCGCCGGUGGAUUUGGCUUGGACCAUUUUCAAAUUGGACUGAUGUCUACUGGCUACGGCAUCGUAGGCAUGUUUGUGCAGUUCUUCGUGUUUCCGCCUCUGGCACGAAAGUAUGGUGUUUUGAUCUGGCUGAAGAUAGUCGUCAUUGCAUUUCCCGUGAUAUAUCUGCUCACGCCAUUUACCGCCCUUCUGCCCACCAUAGGAAGCCAGGUAGCAUGCAUGUUCACGGCCAUGAUGCUGAAGUGCCUGUGCGGCAUCUUUGCCUUUCCGUGCUCCACGAUAUUACUCACCAACAGUGCGACGAGCUUGCGCACACUGGGAACGCUGAACGGUAUCGCAACUAGUGCCUCGGCGCUGGGGCGAGCAGCAGGACCUGCACUAGCUGGCUUGGUGUAUAGCGCGGGUGUCAAGAAAGGAUAUGUCAUUGCGCCAUGGUGGUGCUUGUCCUUCAUUGCCAUCGUUGCUGCAGUCCCUGUCUGGUGGCUUGUAGAAGGGGAGGGCUUCGGUGGCGACAACGACGAGGUUUCAGACGACGAGGAAGAAGACGAAGAUGAAGAUGCAGAAACCGCAGAGGCCUGGCAGGCUGUUAUUACAGAGUGCAGCGCUGAAGCCCAAGGCAAAUCACGAGUGCCGGGACCCAUUCCUCGCGGUAUUUCGCAAGCUCACGAGGAUGAAGAGAGCCAGCAGGAAAGAUCAUAUGGUGGCCUUGCACCGCUGACGAGAACAAACACCACAGGGUCGACUGUCAUGAUGAGCGAUGCCGAUGACGACGAAUAUGACAACAGGAGUGGCACUCCGAGUCGGACACGAAGCAGAAGGGCUUCUGGUGCUGAACGAUCUGAUGGGGGAGACUCUCCCAAAGUAUCAAGACGAGGCUCAAGUCGCGUCAAGCGACGCAUAUCCAUACCUGUCAUGGGUAGCGCAAGUCGUCGCUACAGCAGCAGUCUGGGACAGUCGUUUGGAUCUGCUGGUGGGUAUUGAACGUGCAGACUGUUUAUUCCAUCACUCGGGUAUUGCGGGAAAGGUUAAGGGAAGCGAGGAGUUUUUGGAUCAUAUGAUGAUUGUAUGUAAGUAAUGGUAUCAAGAAUGUUAGACUGCUG
This is a messenger RNA of Sphaerulina musiva SO2202, 2254 nucleotides long. RefSeq names its product MFS general substrate transporter. NCBI's taxonomy places the organism in Eukaryota, Fungi, Ascomycota, Dothideomycetes, Mycosphaerellales, Mycosphaerellaceae. Gene Ontology annotation, molecular function: transmembrane transporter activity. Bases 117 to 2135 code for a protein of 672 amino acids. The record is from RefSeq and is a predicted model, not a curated record. The transcript is spliced from 3 exons. Gene Ontology annotation, biological process: transmembrane transport.